AUGAUGCUGUGUUCCUCUUCAUUGAAGGUGUCUGACAACAUGAAGGAAAACAUCCUGCUAAAAACCAUGGAGGUGAUCUUCAUGAGACCUGAGAGUUUGAGCUGUGGUGGCCAUGGAGCCAGGAUUGCAGCGCGAAGCUCGAGACCUAGCAGUGCCAAGCCCGGAGCGCUCGAGCCCAGGACCCCGAGCCCAGAGGCUCGGAGGCGGAGCCGGGAGCGCCUGCGGCGGCCGCGGAGCGGCGAUGACUGCCGGGCCCCAGAGCUUGUGAGCGGGGCCGCGGCCGGACAAGACAAGACCAAGAUGACCACGGUGGCCCCUCUGGGAGGUGCCAGCUUUCCAGGGAAUGAGACCGCGAUGUCCACAGAAGACUUCCUUUAUAAGAGUUCGGGAGCCAUCGUAGCAGCCAUUGUGGUUGGAGUCAUUAUCAUCUUCACCGUGGUGCUCAUCUUGCUAAAAAUGUACAACAGAAAAAUGAGAAUGAGACGGGAAUUGGAACCUAAGAGCCCCAAGCCCACCGCCCCAGCAUCUCCCACGGGCCAGCCCAGCAACAACAGCGUCAGUCAGCCCACCACCGUCACAUUUAUUCCAGUCGACAUCCACAUGGAGAAUCGGUGACCAGAGAAAGUCCCUCCGGGGUCCUCAGCCAGAUCUCCAGCUCCAUCCAGAUGGGCCCUCGCUGAUAAGGGGGAAAUGGAGAGCCAGAUUUCUGGCAGAGCUUGUGUCAAGCCUUUCUAUAUUUGAUUGGAGCUGGGGACAAGCCCUGACAACCUCUUUUUUCCCCUAGUUACAAACCUAACUCUUGUGACACUCCCUCCCCUAACACUGAAGCAGUGGCAAGCUAUGUCGGAUAUGUAUUAACAUUUAUGUUCUACUUUUCUCCCUGAUCUCGUAGCUAAUUCAAAGGGAUAAUGAAUCCCAAAAGGCUGGAGGCAGAUGGGACUUUAUAAUGUACAGUGAUAGCAUGUAGAAUAUCUGUUCCACUUCUUGGAUGAUAAACCACCAGAACCAAAAAAAGCAUUUGACCAUAGAAUAUUCAAUUUGGAAAAGCAGAGCUGGGCAGGGAGGGGACCUUGUGAACAAUCUCAGAGUUGGAAGAGAACUAAAAAGGAGAAAUUUAGAACAAUGAUAGAACUGACUGUAUCCUUGGGAACUAUCUAGCCCAAUCUUCUUCUUUACACAGGAGGGCUGUGGGAUCAUAGACCCCCUAGGGCUGAGAAGAACCUCAAUAGAUUGUCUAAUCCAUCCGUCUCUUGUUACAGAUGAGAAAACUGAAGCAGAGGGAAGAUAAAUGCCUUGUCUCACAGGAAAAUGAGGUCUAGAGAAGGUCACAUGAUGAGUUUGAGUUUCUGACUGAGCUGGGACAAGAACAAUUAAAUUAUUUCAAAUACUGAAUGCAAGAUAAUGAGAGCCCUCAAAAGGGCAUCUGUCCAAAUGGUUCACCAGGCAUUUUUCCCCAGGAGCUCUGUGCUCAGGGAAUGGGCUGUGGGCCUGGGCUAAUUAAAUAUAACUAACUCCAUAGGUAAAUUAUGUCAGUGGCCAGAAGGCAGCAAAUCCAAACACCUCUAAUUUUGAAUCUAGAGAAAACAUCAAGAGAAACAAAUUGAUAAAAGAGCUUUCUCUUGAGUAGUAUGUGUCUUUGUUAGACAGAGCUAAAGAACUGAGACAGACAUUCAUUUUCUCCAUUCUUUUGUUCCAGCUGCCAUGUAGAUACUUCUCUACCCAUUCCCGCAUUUCCCCCUACCCCUCUGACCUAUAAUAAUAGCUCAUUUUUGUGUAGCAUUUUAUGGUUUACAGAGAGUAUUCCUCAUACUGCUGUCAAAACAAGUGGUAUAAGUUUUACUAUUUCCAUUUUACAGGUACAGAAACUGAGGCUCAAAGAGCUAUAUAGUAAAUCUAGUAAAUGAUUGAUCUGGGAUUUCACCAUUAGUCACCUGAUUCUGGAGUCAAGGCUUUCCUACUCUCCCCUAUAACCUUCCCAAGGCUCUUGUUGAUCUUUCACUGAUUAUACAACUUGGAGGGGAGGGCUGCUCCCUGAUGCAACCUAGAAUAAGUUAUUAUGAGGGGGAAAGUACUGUAGUUUGAUGGUUCAAUAAACCAACAGCAGCCUCGAGAUAUUUCCUCCUUUCCACAAAUUUUAUACAAGAACAAAAACCCAAGAUGCAGAAUGGCUGCUUCUAGUUCAGAAGUGCCAGCCUCUCAAGAAAGUGGGGGGCAGUGUUUCCUUUGUCACCUCACAAGUGAGAGGAGUGAAGGUUUCCAUUUGGGUCUUGGGCAUCCUAUCCCACCCAUUCUCCAAAGUUGUUACUCUGGAAAACAGAACCUACCACGUACUGGCUCUUGAAUUCAAUCUCAGGUACUCUUUUCAGCCCAUUACAAAUGCAAAGAUUCAUUGUUCUCCAAUCCCAUUGGCUCUGAUCUUGGUGUUCUGGAGUGAGAUUAGACUUAAAAUCAGAAAGAUCUGAGUUCAUAUCCUUACUCCGAUACUUACUAAUUAUGUGACAAUGUACUUAAACACUCUGACCCUUGGUUUACUCAUCUGUAAAAUGGAGAGAUAUCACCUAUAACCUGCUUUAGAGAAUUGAUUGUUAAUAGGGUCAGAUGAAGUUUUUCAUGUAACAUGCAGAGCUCUAAAUUUUCUAUAAAUAUUUGUAUUUUCAGAAAUCAGUAUGUUCAGAAAAGGGCUUUGGUGUAGGAAUAAUUCUAAUGUGGAACCCUUCUUAGUCACACCCCCCUGCAUCUCAGCCUUGAUUGUUCUAGGAGGAUAAGUCACUUUACUUCCAAGUGCUGAGAAGAUGCUAUCUUACAAGGGUAAAGGGAAUUUUCUCUCUGGGAGUUCAUUUUUGUCACUGAAAUCCUAGGUCCUCUCUCUGUCCCAUUAUUGAUCAAAAGAGUGAGUAGAGGGGACAAGAGAAAUCAGGUGGUGAGGGUGAUGAUGGGGAAGGCUGGGGUAGUGUUUCCUAAUUUCAUUGUCUUUGAUCUUCACAAAGCUCCUGUGAGAUAGGUAGGGCAAGUAUUAGUGUUAUAUAGAGUAGGAAACUGAGCAUGGAAAGGCACUUGAUCAGAUCUACAUGAUCAAGUGGCAGAACUGGGAUGGGACCCCAAGUCCUCUGGCUCUUGAAUCCAAUUCUCAUUGAGCUGUACUGCCUCUUGUACAUCAGAAGGACCUGGAGGGAGAAACAGAAUUUUUACAAUUUGUUUUAGGUUUUAUGUUUAAUAAAUAAACAACCCAACCCAAUAACCAAUUUAUUUUUAGUUUAAAAUUGUAGGGCUUAGUCUGGGAAGGAGAGGAGCCCUUGACUUUUUAAAUGCCCUUUCUAAAUAUACCCCAAAUUGUCAUUUU
Molecule: messenger RNA, 3340 nt
Organism: Sarcophilus harrisii (Tasmanian devil)
Lineage: Eukaryota; Metazoa; Chordata; Mammalia; Dasyuromorphia; Dasyuridae
Gene: NCMAP
Product: non-compact myelin associated protein
Exons: 6
Coding region: 1-615 (204 amino acids)
Biological process (GO): peripheral nervous system myelin formation; regulation of myelination
Cellular component (GO): paranode region of axon; plasma membrane; Schmidt-Lanterman incisure
Molecular function (GO): structural constituent of myelin sheath
Source: RefSeq, a predicted model, not a curated record